Messenger RNA from Papilio xuthus (Asian swallowtail), 1236 nucleotides. RefSeq lists its product as uncharacterized. The record is from RefSeq and is a predicted model, not a curated record. NCBI's taxonomy places the organism in Eukaryota, Metazoa, Arthropoda, Insecta, Lepidoptera, Papilionidae. The transcript has 4 exons. Bases 1 to 1236 code for a protein of 411 amino acids.
AUGGUUCACCGCACUGCAGGCUUUGUUGUUCUUCAACUGAUCGCGAUACAGAACGUGUACAGUCAAGUUGUUAAUCGUGUUGUACCGAAUUGCGGUCAGAAUAUAGUCCCGGAGUUAAUGAUUGGCACCCCUACAGUAACUCCUCUUGUUAUGGAGAGGCCCUACGAAGUCGCACCAACAAUAAUCCAAGACAGCAGUGUUGCUAACAGCUUAGCAAAUGCUCUGCAGUUGCUUGUAGUGAGCAAUUUGUUGAGCACAACCCUACCAAGUCCAAACUGUGAGGUGUUGGCCCCUGCGUUUGCUCCUAUUGAAAUGUUGGCACCAAAUUACGCCCCUGUUGAAUUAUUAAAAUUCAUUGGAAUCGAGACAAUGUCUGCUCGGGUUUUGGAGUUUUUAAUAAUUGACGGACUCAUUUGUGCGGUAUUUGCUUCAUAUCUACCACAAGGGACGCAAUAUUUUCAAGUACCAGGGCAACAGUACUAUCAAAUUCCAAGCACGCCUUCGCAUUCAACAACUAAUCCAUACGCUUCCACACAUUCUCAUACAACUGUUAACUCUUACACACCUCCUUCGUCUUCAGUGUACCAACCAAGUGCUUCUUUAUACCAUGAUUAUUCGUAUUCACCGGCAUCACCACAAAUUACAACAUACAAACCUCCAGUUGCACCAGUUACACCAGUUCAACCACCAAAAGAACCUCCAUUGAUUCCAACAAAGCCUAAAAUCUCCCCAACUUUACCAUCAAAAGGAUUCGAUUCAAAUGUUUUAAAUAAUUUAGCAAUUGCACUACAAUUAUUGAUUGUCAGUAAUUUAUUAAACUCACCUAUAUCAGAGUCUCUACCAAAUAUGCGUAAUGGAAUACAACAAAAAAUAGAGUACGAAACAAUCCAACCAGCAAAUUCUCAUGCAAUAUAUACAAAUGAAGGUCUUCCCCAAUAUCAAACACAAGACUAUCAAGCAUAUUUUGAAAGUAAUCCAUACGAGUCUCCUAAUCCUUCUUAUCCUAAUGCUAAUUAUUUAGGUUCGUCACAUAAUUUGGGAGGUCUAUUAGGUGCCAUACCUCCUGCUACUCCAAGACAAGGGUUAAAAUUACAAUCUCCGUAUGAUGCUUUGGCUAAUGGCUUUGCGGAACAUCAACCUGUAUUUGAACAAAACAAACGUGACUUUCAAUCACCGUAUGCCGCGAUUUUGGCUGCUGAUAAUACCAAGGAUUUAUUUUCUAUGGAUUUCUAUUAA